This is a messenger RNA of Pogona vitticeps (central bearded dragon), 4622 nucleotides long. It is a transcript of the gene FNDC3B, whose product is annotated as fibronectin type III domain containing 3B. Lineage: Eukaryota; Metazoa; Chordata; Lepidosauria; Squamata; Agamidae. The record is from RefSeq and is a predicted model, not a curated record. Gene Ontology annotation, molecular function: protein binding.
CUUCCCGACUCCGGACUUUCCGCCUGCUUUCUCUCCGCCCGGCCUCCUCCCGCUUCUCAGCUGACGCUCGCUCGCUCCUUUUUCCCACAGUAGCUUCUAAUCCAGACUGUAUGGUAUGUGGGCUGGUCACAAAUCCCCAUGUGGUCCGACAUCAUUGACAUGGCGGAAUCCCCUUUCCAACCCUUCUGGUAGCGACUCCGGCUCGCUCGCGGACUAAACCGGGCGGCGAUUGCUCAGAGAGACACGGCUUCACCUCCCCUCCGAAAAAGCAAGGCAGGGUUUUUCCUCCCCUGGGUUAUUCCCCCCCGUUUCCAGCACAAGGAGGCCCGCCGAGGAAAAUUCUCCAUGAAUGUACGUCACAAUGAUGAUGACCGACCAAAUCCCACUGGAGUUGCCAUCAUUGCUGAAUGGGGAGGUAGCUAUGAUGCCUCACUUAGUCAAUGGAGAUGGAGCACAACAGGUCAUUUUUGUUCAGGUCAAUCCAGGUGAAACUUUUACGAUAAGGGCUGAAGAUGGAACUCUUCAGUGCAUUCAAGGACCUGCAGAGGUUCCCAUGAUGUCACCCAAUGGAUCUAUUCCUCCCAUACAUGUGCCUCCAGGUUAUAUAUCACAGGUAAUAGAAGACAACACAGGCGUUCGGAGAGUGGUGGUCACACCUCAGUCUCCUGAAUGUUACCCUCCCAGCUAUCCUUCUGCCAUUUCACCAACCCACCACCUACCGCCAUACCUGGCCCACCACCACCAUUUCAUACAUAACUCUCAUACGGCGUUCUAUCCACCUGUUACUGGGCCUGGAGAUAUGCCGCCCCAGUUUUUUCCUCAGCAUCAUCUUCCUCCUACAAUCUAUGGAGAGCAAGAAAUUAUAUAUGGGAUGUCCAGUUAUAUAACCAGGGAAGAUCAGUACAACAAACCACAGCACAAAAAAAUCAAAGACAGACAAAUUGAUCGCCAAAACCGUUUGAACAGCCCUCCUUCGUCCAUCUACAAGAGCCACCUAGGAAACUGUACGCCGGUGUACAAUGGUACCAUCAAAACUCACAAUGGAGCUGCAAAUGGGGGAGGAGGAGGAGUUGGAGGAGGAGGCAUGCCUGCCAUGAAAAAAUCUGAACGCAGAGCAAGAAGCAGCCCAAAAUCAAACGAGCAGGAUUUGCACGAGUGUGAUACAGAAACAAAAAGGGUUCAAGAUGUUCUUUCUGGAAUGGAGAAACCACAGGUUUCGAAUAUUCAAGCAAGAACAGUUCUGCUCACGUGGUCACCUCCAAAUGGCCUUUUAAGUGGGGAGAGACACAGCAAUGGUUUGCCUUAUACCUGUACUUACGAAGUUGCCUUAUCAGACAAAGGGAGGGAUGGAAAGUACAAAAUGAUUUACAGUGGAGAAGAAUUGGAAUAUAAACUGAAAGACCUUAGGCCAGCAACAGAAUAUUACGUUAGGGUAUAUGCAGUGUACAAUUCAGUAAAGGGAUCGUGUUCAGAACCUGUUAGCUUCACCACGCACAGCUGUGCUCCGGAGUGCCCUUUCCCACCCAAACCUUCACACAGGACCAAAAACUCCCUGACUUUGCAAUGGAAGGCCCCUAUUGACAACGGUUCAAAAAUCACCAGCUACCUGUUAGAAUGGGAUGAGGGAAAAAGGAGCAAUGUUUUCAGAGAAUGUUACUUUGGGAGCCAAAAACAUUACAAGGUGACAAAGCUCUGUCCAGCUGUGGGCUACACAUUCCGAUUAGCAGCUCAGAAUGACAUAGGCAUUAGUGGCUUUAGCCAAGAAGUUGUCUGCUACACAUCAGGAAAUAUUCCUCAGACCCCUUCGGCACCACGGCUCGUCCGGGCUGGAGUCACAUGGAUCACCUUACAGUGGAAUAAAGCAGAAGGUUGCACACCAGAAGAAGUAAUUUCAUACACUCUGGAAAUGCAGGAGGAUGAUAAUGAUAGUGUAUUUCACCCAAAGUACACUGGAGAAGAUCAUACCUGUACUGUGAAAAAUCUUAAAAGAAGCACACAAUAUAAAUUUAGGUUAAUUGCUUCCAACGUAGAAGGGAAGAGUAGUCCUAGUGAUGUCUUGGUCUGCACAACGAGCCCGGACAGGCCAGGACCUCCCACCAGACCUGCUGUUAAAGGGCCAAUCACAUCUCAUGGCUUUGUUGUCAAAUGGGAUCCUCCUCAGGAUAACGGUGGUUCAGAAAUCCUGAAUUAUCUUUUAGAAAUUUCAGAAGGAAGCUCUGAAGCAAAUCAAUGGGAAGUGGUCUACAGAGGAUCUGCUACAGAAUGUGCGUGUACAUACUUGAAACCAGGCACUUUGUAUAAGCUCCGGGCAUGCUGUAUUAGCACGGGUGGACACAGUCAGUGUUCUGAAAGUUUACUUGUUCAUACACUCAGCGUUGCUCCGGGCCAGUGUCAACCACCCCGAAUACUAGGGAAACCAAAGCAUAAAGAGGUGCAGCUGCAAUGGGAUGCUCCCCCUGUAUCAGAAAGUAGUUGUCAUAUCUCUGCCUAUAGCAUGGAAAUGACUGGACCGGAAGAAUCAGCAGCGUCGGAGGUAUAUCAUGGUCCCAACCUGGAGUGCACUGUCAGCAAUCUCCUGCCUGGCACAACGUAUCACUUCAGAGUGAGAGCUUUGAAUGAUGGAGGGUUUGGGCCUUACUCUGAAGCCACAAAAAUCACAACAACUGCUGGGCCUCCCAGGCAAUGUAGACCUCCUUGCAUCAAUUUCCUUUCAGACACGAGUGUACUUGUAACCUGGGAGAGUCCAGAUAGUUUCGGUGCUGACAUCUCAGAGUAUAGACUGGAGUGGGGAGAAGAGCAAGAGUCUUUAGAACUGGUGUAUAGUGGAACAGGGAACUCCUUUGAAAUUGGUCAGUUGUCAGCCGCAGCACACUAUUUCUGCAGACUGCAGGCAAUAAAUCAAGCAGGAGCAGGACCUUACAGUGACCUUGUCACCUGCAGAGCCCCAGCAUCUAUACCUGAUGCUGUCACCACCCUCUUUGUCUCUGAAGAUGAGCACGUGGAUGCCUAUCCACUAUCACCCUUUGUGUGCCUUGUAUUGAACUGGGAAGAACCGUGCAAUAAUGGGUCUGAGAUUACUUCUUACAACAUUGAUCUUGGCGAUGUUAUCAUUCCAGUGGGUAAUGUCACGAGUUAUGUUAUUAAUGACCUGCUUCCAGAAACCACAUUCCGGAUCCGGAUUCAGGCUGUCAAUGAGAUUGGAGCGGGACCUUUUAGCCACUACAUUAAGGCAAAGACAAGGCCAUUGCCACCCUUACCUCCUCGGUUAGAGUGUACUGCAGCAGGUCCUCAAAGUCUGAAGCUGAAAUGGGGGGAGAGCAGUUCCAAACAGCAUGCCGCUGAUGACAUGGUGUACAUCUUGCAGAUAGAGGACAAAAAUAAGAGGUUUAUUCCAAUCUAUAGGGGACCAAGUCACACCUACAAGGUACAGCGACUGAUGGAAUUUACCUGCUAUGCUUUUAGAAUACAAGCUGUCAAUGAUGCUGGGGAAGGACCUUUCUCAGAAGUGUUUACCUUCAGUACAACCAAAUCCAUUCCCCCUGCUAUCAAAGCACCUCGAGUGAGACCAUUGGAAGGAAAUGCCUGUGAAAUUAUGUGGGAAGCAGUACUUCCCAUGAAGGGAGAUCCUGUCGGUUAUAUUCUGCAGAUCCUCGUUGGAAGAGAGUCCGAGUACAAGCAGGUAUACAAGGGAGACGAGACCUCGUUCCAAAUCUCAGGCCUCCAAACAAACACCGACUACAGAUUCCGCGUGUGUGUUUGCCGCCGGUGCUCGGAUACCUCACAAGAACUUAACGGACCUUUCAGCCCAUCUGUUGCCUUUAUGCUCCAGCGCAGCGAGCUCAUGCUUCCAGGAGAAAUGGGAAGGAUAGACGACGCCAAGACAAAAAGCAUGAUGCCUUCUGACGAACAGUUUGCAGCCCUCCUGGUCGUUGGCUUCGCGACUGUCUCUAUAUUAUUUGCCUUUAUACUACAGUAUUUGUUUAUGAAGUAAAAAAAAAAGAGUCUACACAAGCAUUUGAGGUAUCUUUUUAACAAAUGCUACACAUUGUAGUCCCCAUGUUUUAUUCUGGUAUUUCUUUUUUUUUUCUCCAGUGGCAUUUUCUAGUACAUUUUAUAGAUUUUUUUUCCUGGAUUACUGGGGGCUGUGGAGGAGGGAUAGUCCUGUUUAGAAAACAUGUAUUGAUGCUCACCUGCAUCAUUUUUUGAAAUUAAAGACUAGGAAAUGGUUAGAGCUGUUGAAGGCAGAUACCAAAAGCAAAUACUGUGCAUUUAUUUUUUAUUUUUCCUUCUGCUUAAAAACAAAUCUGCAAUGUUUGUUACUUCCCCAGAGGUUUCAGAAAUAUAACCAAAUUGCCUUUACAUUUUUGUUUUUGUUUAUUUGUAUUGCUAAAAUCAUUACAGUCUUUAAAUUGCAAGUUUAUUACAUUAGAAUACGCUUUUGGCUCUUUUGCAUCUGCAAGCCUUAACCACCAGUAUGUAAUUGUGUGCAGCCAGAAUGUGGCAUUUGGCAAUAUCCAGCGUUUAGCAAACAGUAAUUAUCAACGUCGCAUAUGAUGAUAUCCACUGUAUUUCUCUUUUUUCCUACCCCAUCCCUGUUGGUUCUUCUCCAUGGUAAUUUUUUU